Messenger RNA from Alligator sinensis (Chinese alligator), 5544 nucleotides. RefSeq names its product interferon alpha and beta receptor subunit 1 (gene IFNAR1). Lineage: Eukaryota; Metazoa; Chordata; Crocodylia; Alligatoridae. The record is from RefSeq and is a predicted model, not a curated record. The transcript has 11 exons. Gene Ontology annotation, molecular function: protein binding. Bases 51 to 1760 code for a protein of 569 amino acids.
CGGGUCGGGUUGCGCAUGCGCGGGGCCGGCGGGGACAGUAGUUCGGCGGGAUGGCGGCAGCUGGGUUUCCGUGCAGCGAGUGCGCGCUGUCGCUGGCGGCGCUGAGCUUCCUGGCGGCACUGGGCUCCGGCAGCUGUGCAGGCCAGAUGAAUUUAAUGAUCCCUCAGAAUGUUCAAGUCCACAUUAUAAACACAAACAUCACGCUAAAAUGGGACUGGGAUAGUUGGAACAACUUCAGUGUGACAUUUUCAGCUCAUUAUCAGUGGUUGGAAGAUUGUAAGGAAAAUGGAACAAGUUGGACAGAGUUACCUGGGUGUCAAAGUGUCACUGUCACCGAAUGUGACCUUUCCUCAGCAGUGACAGAUUAUUUGUGCAACUAUUCCGUGCGUGUAAGAGCUGAAAGAGGAGAAGAAAAAUCUCCGUGGUCAGAACCUUUCAUAUUUAUUCCAGAUAUAAUAGCUGAAAUUGGUCCUCCAGAAGUGCAGCUGGAAUCUGUAGAUGGAGUGAUGAAAGUCAACAUUUCCCCUCCAGAGGCAAAUUCAAAGAAAAAAAUGUGGGCACAGCACAGUUUUUCCUAUAAUGCCGUUAUCUGGAAAAAGUCAUCAAAUGCAGAGCCAAAAAAUAGAGCUAUUUAUCCUAGAGAUAUAAUUGAUGAUCUUGAACCAGAGACAGCUUACUGUAUGAAAGUUCAAGCACGCCUUAUCUCUGAAGCAAAAAGAGGUUAUUUCAGCCCAGAACAAUGCAUAAACACAACUAGAGCAUCGAAUGGGCUUCCUUGUCCAACAAACGUCACAGUUCAUGCUUUGAACAUGAAAUUUCUUCUCAACUGGGAUAAUCACUACAAUAAAAAUGUGAGCUUCAACGUACAAUAUCUCAGUGGUUUUUAUAAGCAAUUUUAUGAAGAUUACUCAAAUAAGUGGUACAUUGUAGCUGGAUGUGAAAACAUCUCUCAUACACAAUGUGACUUCUCAUCUAACGUCGGCGCUAGUGGAAAUUACUACAUCCGUGUAAAUGCUACGAAUGGAUAUAAUAGAUCAUGUUCCUCAAAAGAAAUAAAAGUGGAUCCUUGUGUAAUAAAUGAAAUUGGCCCUCCCAGCGUAAAAGUAAACUCCGGUCCCAGUUUACUCCGUAUCCAGAUCACUUGUCCAGGAGAGGAAAACAAGUCCAUGAGUGAAUGUUAUGAAUUCACUUACAGAAUUCAGUACUGGGAAAAUUCAUCAAAACCUGAGGUAGAAAAUGAAGUGGCACAACAGCCAUUCCACACAAUCUCAAACUUGAUGCCCUCAAGAGCAUACUGCUUGAAAGUACAAGCAUUUGCACGAGCAUAUAAUAAGAGUGGUCAAUUCAGCAAUGUGAUAUGCACUGAAACACUUAGUGAUCAGAUGUCACCACUAGUUGUUUUGACAACCUUUUUAAUUGCUGUGGUAGUUGUCCUUGUUGUGGCAGUAGUCACCAUCUCGGGUAUAUAUCUUUCAUAUAAAAAGAUCAUAUAUGUAUUCUUUCCAUCAUGCAAGCCUCCUUCUAACAUAGAGUCCUUUGGCGGACAACUCUUCAGUAAUCUAUAUAUAUCGACUUCAGAGGAACCAGCAGAAAAGUGUUGUAUAAUUGAGAAUACCAUUCAAGAAGAAGCAAACCCAACUGACUUUAAAAACUACAGUAACUCUAAACAGAGCAGUCGAGAUUCAGGAAAUUACUCUAAUGAUGACGAUACCUCGGGAAGUAAAGUGUCAGAAGAAACUCUGGAACAGGAAAUAGUAUAACUAAGAAAGCAUCUCAAACAUGAGACUGGGAACAUAACUAGCACUUUGCUGUUGUUCUUGGAUAGAACAAAGACUUUACCUAGUGAAGAAAGGCUGACUUUGGGCUGUUGUUAAGUUUUUUGUUUUGUAUUUUUUUCUACUGAAAAGAAAAAAAAAUAUGGAGAACCAGUAUUACAACACUGUUCCUCUGCUAGAAAUAGCCAAAGGAAACGUUUGGUUUUGGGUACCUUGUACCAUUUUGAUUGGUACUUUGUUCUCAUCUGUUUACAAUAAAAAUAUUUGUUCAUCUGAACAAAGGGUGAUCAGGACACCAUGGAGAUCUUGCUAACAUCAUUAAAGGUGCACUAAUACAGGGGUAGACAGCCCCUGGCACAGGUGCCAGAGCGUGGCACACGAAGGCAGUUUGCUUGGCAUGCAUUCCUCAGGGCAGACAGUGGGGAAGGGGCCAAGGCUGCACUGCCACAACAAGGAUCAGGUCCCUUGUGGCACCCCAACCAUCUGUCCCUGGCAUGUCAACACGCAAGUCAAGGUUGCAAGUGUUUUAGGCACUCUGCCCAAAAAUGUUGCUGACGCAUGCACUAAUAUAUUCAAGGAAAGAUAAUCUUGGCUUGUCAAUUGCUUGUGGUAGGUGUUGGUAUGUUUACUGUAGUCUGAAGAACUCCAUUAAGCAGUUCAUCUUCUAUUGUUUUCCAGAGGCAGAAGAGAACUGAUGUUCUGAGAAAAAGUUCAGUCCAAAACAUUGGCUGGGAUCAACUUACAAACAGCCUGAAAUGGUAGAAUAUAGUUUGUUGAUUCACACAGCAGUGGGAUGCAAGACAGCAGAACACUCUUUCAGUGAUGACUGAAGUAGAUGCUAAAGGGGGAAUUAAGCCAAGUGAAUGUUAUCUGGAGCAGUUAAAGGAAAAUAGCAGGAACUGGGUUUAGAGACAGCUUUGAACACCUUGUCUUCAUCACUGUGUCCAACUGAGUGCCGUCUGCAGAAGAAGAAGAAUAAUAAUAGAACUUCCAAAUCAGAUGAAAGUAAAAAGCAAAAUCCCCAUCUUGCACAAACAGAGUAUGUUCUAUUCAUUUUACUACAAACCCAAAUUAGGGACUUUCUGCUUCAGGGGCGGGCAAUUAUUUCAGCCAGAGGACCGCUUACUGAGUUUUGGCAAGCCAUUGAGGGCCGCAUGAGAGGCAGCCAGGGGCAGAUAAAUACUAACUUUCUAAAUUUUUUAGUGGCCCCAGAGGCCAGAUAGAAUGGCCUGGUGAGCCACAUCUGGCCCACGGGCAGCAUUUUGCCCACCCCUGUUCUACUUUGAUUGCUGUUACCUGGCUAUGAAGUAGACUGUAAAAUGCUAACUUGCAAUUGCAUUGCAGUCAGAUACCUGAAAUUCUGCCCACCUUUGAAAAGAGCAAAAACCAAACAUUAUUCCUAAGUAUUAUUAGAACUAUAUUCCAACUGACUAGUCUAAUUGAAGGCAGAAACAAAUGUCAAAACACCAUAACUAUCAACCCUGUAAAAUAGGAUUAUCUAAUUUGUCUCACUAUAGACCAGGAACAUUAUUACAACUGUGGUAACUAAACUUGAAUUCUGGUUUCUUCUAAUAUUGUAAGGUAUAGCUCUAGAUGCUAGUAUCAUUGUAACUUUUUUUUUUACUUAAAUCAUGGGCGUCAAAGAUGCAGCCUCUGGGCUGGAUCUGGCUUAUGGAGCCCCAUUAUCCAGCCCCCAGUGCUGCCCCUGCAUCCAGAGUUGACCCAUAUGAGAUGUGCCAGAUUGGCCUUGUGUGCAGGGCCUGGGACGUGUGCCAAACUUGGCCUGUUCUGGUUGGCUCAGGACCCACAUUGCAGGUAGUACCUAGCUCAGCCAGUUCAGAACAUGCUCUUCAUUUGGCACCUCCUUCCUCUUCCCUCAUCAGCCGCUCCAGGGCGGGUACUGCGUGCAGUAUGGGUCCCGCAGUAGGUGUCCUUUGUGGCGCACACCCCGGAGUGUGCAUUGCAGGCACUGGAUUUAGAAUGGGAAGGGUUGGGGGGAAAGUCUGUGGACCCCAUCUGGCCCACAGGGCUGGCAGUACCAUUCAUCCAGCCUAUGGACUGGUCCUACACCACUCAUCUAGCCCACAGGUCCAAAGGAGUUUGACAUCCCUGAUUUAAAUAAUUCCUCCAGUGUGCUAUAAUUAUUUUCCUGCAUUACCAGGGUAAGUAUUCUGAGAAAUCCCACUGGGAAGAAUUACUAGUUUGAUUUUAUAAUGUCUAAUAGCUUCUCCAGCUCAUUUCUUGUCUUCUCAAUAGAUCUUCUUCAUACAAAACAUGAAGAUACGUGCUAUACCAAUAGGUUUCCAAUUUUACUUCUCAUGAAUAAUUUUUCCUCGUACUCACCUGUAACUUUAAACAUUACUUUCCUUUUUCACAGAAGAACUGUCAGAGAGUAAGGACCAGAACUCUUCCAGGCUUUUUGUAGGCAUUUAUUGCUGUCAGAAGGAAUUGUUGGUUUCUGUCAGUAUUUUAAAAAUAUUUUAAUCUCCAAGACAUGAAAAAUUUCUCCAAACACUUUAUAUCCUGACUGCUUAUUGAACAAGAUAGUUGGCUUUUUAUGCCAGUUUUUCCCCCUCCCAGUUUUCCCUAAUCUUGCAAUAGUGAUUUAUAGAAUUUGUAUUCUGUUUGAAAAGUCUAGAUACCCAGCAAGUUUUACAAUGGCUUAGUUGAUUAAGAUGGUGUUUUUAAUGCAGUACACUGUGGGAUAUACUAUUGCUUCUUUUUCUACCAGGGAAUAAGGUAGAGAAGGGAGGCAUCUUAGAAAGUAACUGGUUCAGAAAGGCAUGAGCUUUGAGAGAAUUAAUUAACCAUUCCUCUUAGUACUUUAUAUAGUAGUUGUGUGCUUUGAGGGGUGUAUUUGAUUUCUGAACAGCUGCUUUGAAAUUAGCAAGGUUGUUUGAGUUCCAUUGUUGCAUUCUUUUUCCAUGACUGAAAAACUUCCUGCGGAACUUGGUCUGUAGCGUCAGGUUAUACUUGAAGUCAUAGCCUAUAGCAGAACUAUCCAAAUUGUGGCCCAUGAGCAGUUGACAUACAGCCUAUGGACCAUGGCAGCCUCUUUUAGAGUCUAGGGUCUGUGCAAUGAGGUUCUGGAUACUCUGUAUACACAGUCCACACAGUGGGGGGCUGGAGGAGGCCUGUACACUGGUAAUGCUGCAACCUGCACAGCAAGGGGGGCUAUAUACAGGCUACAGGUACCAUGUACAAUCCCCAGCUGUGCUAAAGUUAGGCAUCCCUGACCUAAAGUAUAGAGGACCAAGCGGGGGCUAAUGAGACCUGGGUCUAAUCCCAGUUCUGCCACUGCCUUCUGGGUGAGCUUUGGUAAGACAUUUCCCUUUUUCGUGUCAGUUUCCCCACGUGUAAAAUGGGAAUAACGAUACUUUGUACUCCACUGUUGACCUACUGUCAGUCAAGCCUCUGUGGCCCUUUGGUGCCCUAAAACACCUGGUGCCUUAAGGGCUAUAAUUGGGGCCUCUGUCUGCCCCAUAGCCAUGCCCAUGCCUCUCGGAUAUUACCAGUUAUAACAGGUAUGCAAUGUUUUUGGCCGGAGUGCUGAAAAAACUGCAAUGGCUACGUUGUAAGGUGCCAGCGUGUUGGCAUGCUAGAAAAACAAAACCAGGGUGGGGGGUAUGUGGCAGGACACGCUGCAUAUUAAUAUGGUUAAUAAUCAUGUUGGUGGUAUUUUUGUUUUGUUUUUUGUUUGUUUUUUUUAAUACAGUAAAUCCCAGGUUUUCUAAAAAUUGUAAACCUGGUGACAAUAAAUAAAACUUCA